Peromyscus leucopus (white-footed mouse) is the source of this 3961-nucleotide messenger RNA. RefSeq names its product prolyl endopeptidase (gene Prep). The record is from RefSeq and is a predicted model, not a curated record. Gene Ontology annotation, molecular function: oligopeptidase activity; serine-type endopeptidase activity. Gene Ontology annotation, cellular component: cytosol. Bases 81 to 2549 code for a protein of 822 amino acids. The transcript is spliced from 17 exons. Lineage: Eukaryota; Metazoa; Chordata; Mammalia; Rodentia; Cricetidae. Gene Ontology annotation, biological process: proteolysis.
GCUCGCCCGCCCGCCGUCCUCCGCCGCAGUCCGCGCCCAGCCUCGCCCGCAGCCCCCGCAGCCCGCGCCCGGCUCCGGCCAUGCUGUCCUUCCAGUACCCCGACGUGUACCGGGACGAGACCGCUGUACAGGAUUAUCAUGGACAUAAAAUCUGUGAUCCUUAUGCUUGGCUUGAAGAUCCAGACAGUGAGCAGACAAAGGCUUUUGUGGAGGCCCAGAACAAGAUCACAGUGCCAUUUCUCGAGCAGUGUCCGAUCAGAGGCUUGUACAAGGAGAGGAUGACUGAGCUGUACGACUACCCCAAGUACAGCUGCCACUUCAAGAAGGGAAAGCGGUAUUUUUAUUUUUACAAUACAGGUUUGCAGAACCAGCGUGUACUGUAUGUGCAAGACUCCCUAGAGGGGGAAGCCAGGGUAUUCCUGGACCCCAACACCCUGUCGGAUGACGGCACAGUAGCACUCCGAGGUUAUGCCUUCAGUGAAGACGGUGAAUAUUUUGCCUAUGGGCUGAGUGCCAGUGGCUCAGACUGGGUGACGAUCAAGUUCAUGAAAGUCGAUGGUGCCAAGGAGCUUCCCGACGUGCUGGAGAGAGUCAAGUUCACCUGCAUGGCCUGGACCCAUGAUGGGAAGGGGAUGUUCUACAACUCAUACCCACAGCAGGACGGGAAGAGCGAUGGGACAGAGACUUCCACCAAUCUCCACCAGAAGCUCUGCUACCACGUCUUGGGGACAGAUCAGUCCGAAGAUAUUUUGUGUGCUGAGUUCCCUGAUGAGCCUAAAUGGAUGGGGGGAGCCGAGCUGUCCGAUGACGGUCGCUACGUCCUGCUGUCCAUCUGGGAGGGAUGUGAUCCGGUAAACCGACUGUGGUACUGUGACCUCCAGAAGGAAUCCAACGGUAUCACUGGAAUUCUGAACUGGGUAAAACUGAUAGACAACUUUGAAGGAGAAUAUGACUACGUCACCAACGAGGGGACAGUGUUCACAUUCAAGACGAACCGCAAUUCUCCUAAUUAUCGUCUGAUCAACAUCGACUUCACGGACCCUGACGAGUCCAAGUGGAAAGUGCUUGUUCCAGAGCAUGAGAAAGAUGUCUUAGGUAAGGACAGAGGCUGCUUGGAAAGCGUGCCUGUGAGAACAUCGACAGGUUGGUCCACUUCACGGUCUGGUGACUGGUGCGUCAGUGCAGAACCUUUGGCUUGUGAUUCCUCUGUGGUUCUUGAGGAAGCUGAGUUUGCUUGGGCUUCCCCCCCAGCCUUGGGCGUUGGGCUACCCCUCCACCCCCAAGCCAGUGUCAGGCACACCCCAAGACAGCCCCACCGCUCUUCCCUGCAGAAUCCACACCUGCAGCUCGAGAGCCGCAGCUCAGCCCGGGUUUUCCAUGAAGACAGCUCUCUGCUGUUUGUGGUCCAGAACGUUUUCUUCAAGGCCACUUUCCCUGUCCUUUCCCUACAUGAUCAGGAACUCCCAGGGCGUGGCUCCCAGGAGACUGCAAAUGCAAUCCCGUUAAUGGUGAACAGUGAGGUCACAGUGUUGGAGGGGGAGGCAGUAGGCAGUGGUGCUGAUGAGGAGACCUCCGCUCCUCCAGGGUACCGCUCAGACUUGGAGGCUAACCUGAGACUUCCUCUCCUAGGUGUCAUUUACCACUGUGAUCUUACCAAAGAGGAACUGGAACCCAUAGUUUUCCGAGAGGUGACGGUGAAGGGAAUCGAUGCUUCUGAUUACCAGACAAUCCAGGUUUUCUACCCUAGCAAGGAUGGCACAAAGAUUCCAAUGUUUAUUGUGCAUAAAAAAGGCAUAAAGUUGGAUGGCUCACAUCCUGCUUUCUUAUAUGGCUAUGGUGGCUUCAACAUCUCCAUCACACCUAACUACAGCGUUUCUAGGCUCAUUUUUGUGAGACACAUGGGCGGCGUCCUCGCAGUGGCUAACAUCAGAGGCGGCGGUGAAUAUGGCGAAACGUGGCAUAAAGGUGGUAUCUUGGCCAACAAACAAAACUGCUUUGAUGACUUCCAGUGUGCUGCCGAGUAUCUCAUCAAAGAAGGCUACACAUCCCCCAAGAGGCUUACCAUCAACGGAGGCUCCAAUGGAGGCCUCUUAGUAGCUGCUUGUGCGAAUCAGCGUCCAGACCUCUUCGGUUGUGUUAUUGCCCAGGUUGGAGUGAUGGACAUGUUAAAGUUCCAUAAGUUUACCAUUGGCCAUGCCUGGACCACCGACUAUGGGUGCUCGGACAGCAAACAACACUUUGAAUGGCUUCUCAAAUACUCACCGCUGCACAACGUGAAGCUUCCAGAGGCAGAUGACAUCCAGUACCCUUCCAUGCUUCUCCUCACUGCUGACCAUGACGACCGAGUGGUCCCGCUGCACUCCCUGAAGUUCAUCGCCACACUUCAAUACAUUGUGGGCCGCAGCCGGAAGCAGAGCAACCCCUUGCUCAUCCACGUGGACACCAAGGCUGGCCACGGGGCCGGGAAACCCACCGCCAAAGUGAUAGAAGAAGUUUCAGAUAUGUUUGCGUUCAUAGCUCGGUGCCUGAACAUCGAGUGGAUUCAGUAAAUGGGAUUUCCACCUCCUCCCAACAGUCACAGAAAACCUCAAGGGCUGUCACACCAUCUUCACCAAGAAACCACUGGGCAGGGUGCUGCCCGCGUGAGCACCGUGCCUCGGCUCACAGACAGCAACCGAGCAGAACUGCUGUGGGGAUUUUAUCUUUUCUAGGCUUCUCCUUUGUAGCAAGCCCUUGAUGUUUUGUUUUUAUUUUUUUCCCUCUCUAUCAAGGCACAUAUUUUAAAAGGGGGCAAAGGGGGCAUGUGUGGAUAAGAAACUAAAUGACAGUGAACAUGAUGUGAAUAAUACUAGAUCCUUGGAUUGAGGAAGGGUCAUAGUUGGGCAUACUCAUAUAUAAUAACUCAAUGAAGUUGCUUCUCUAACCAUAACAUAUACCCUUAAAUACAUGGGAGACCUCAAGGGAGACUCCACUGCAUACUAAUAAAUGCUAUUUAAGAGUGGAGGCUUUAGUUUUGGUUCCUUUGCAACGAGAGGCAGCCCUCAAAAUGCAGAUGACUAUCAGAAUGAAGACUGUAGCCUUUAUGCAACAGGUUAGGUCCCAAACAAUUAGAACAUUGGGACCACCAAAGGGAGGCUGAUCCAUCCACCUCAUCUCACUUUGAGGGAUGCGACUGUGGGAGACGGUUCGUCUUCUCCACUGUUUCCUACUCAGGUAAAGAUCUGAUUGAGAUCUGUUGGUUUGAAUGCUUGUUUUUAAAAAUCCCUGGACUGGGGUUGGGUAGAUAGCUCUGUAGACAAGGGUGCUUGCUCUGAAAGCCUGAUGACCUGCUGAGUUUGAAUAACAGCACCAUAUAAAACGCCGGGCAAGGCUACAUGUGCCUGUAACCCCAGCAGUUGGGGCAGCAAUAGGCAGGUCCUGAACAUCCAGCGGCCGACCAAGUUAGCCAAAUGGUGAGCUUCCGGUUCAUGGAGAGACUGUGUGGUGACAGACAAGAAGGAAGCGGUCAUCCUCAGGCCUCUGAGUGCACGUGCAUAGAUGGGCACACCUGCACACUCACACGCUUGCACCAUACACAAAGACCACAUAAACACACAAAAACUGUGGACUGCAAAAUUAAGAUUAUUCACCUGUUUGCCCGUGUGUUGCCUUGGUUACAGAGUAUUUGUGGAUAUCAGACGACACAUCGCCCAAAUAGUCACUCCCCCAGUGUCCCCCUAACCUGGAACCUACGACAUUUCCCAAGCGCCUUCUCCCCCGCAGACUGCUUUCCAGAUGCAGUUACACUGUAAAGAGGAGAUGUUUCCAUUCGCUCUGCCCCACUCCAUACAGAGUCCUCAAACUUAGGCUUUGGGAAGAAUAUUCUGGGUGUGUUUUAACAUCUCACAAAGUAUUGUUCCUUGUCUUUGAGUUUGGGAAUGCUGAUCGGGUUUAUAAGAAAGAGGGUCUUUGUGUUACUUUA